CUCGAGCACCGGCUCCACGGCCGCCCCGGCUCGAGGCGCCGGCGCUCUCGAGGGCGGCAGCGGCGCCGGGGCGCCAAGCCCGGGGAGCGGCCGAGACCUGGCCGCCCGCGCCCGCGGCAUCUCCGCGCGCGGCGCCCCCCCGCCCCUCCUCCUCCUGCUUAUUGCUAUUGUUCGGCUUCUUCUUAUCCUGCUUGGGCGGAAGCAUCAGCCGCGUCCGACAGCAUGGGCAUGGGGAGCGUCUUGUUCUGGCGGCCCGCGGGGACCGCACUGGCAGCGGCGGCGGCCGCGGUGCAGCUGAGCUCGCGGUGGCGCCCUGUGGGGGCGCUGGUCGCGGCGUGUUCGUUCUUGUGGGCCGCCACCCUGCUGUUCGAGCGGGGGCUCGGCAUGCUAGCAGGGUGGGGCAUCGGUAAGACGCCGAAGAGGUUCUGGUGGACGAUCGACCGCAUCAGGGUAUGGCCAAGCCUGUCUUGGGACCCCGGUUGCUGGAGCGAGAUCUGCGUUGUCGGCUGGACCUGGCACAACCCGCCGGGGUUUCGCCACGGAGCCUGCCGGGACAGGGGCUCCGAGUGGGAUUCGGCCACGGAUUACAUCCUCCAGAUAGACCGAUUGACCCUCCGACUCGAGCUAGGCUCCGUGCUCGCCGCCGUCAGGCGCAAGAAGGCUAUAUGUGUCGACAAGCUGCAUAUCGAGGGGCUGCGGUUCAGAACAGUCCGCAACCGCGAGGCAGAGCUGAACUUGUGGGCUGCCCUGGACCUCCCCGACGACGACGUCAAUGUCUCCGCCAUCCUGGAGAAGUCGCGCAGGCUCGGGGGCAUGAAUCACGUCCAGCAAGACGGCCCUGGCGCUCCGAAGGAGACCAGCACUUCUCUGAAGCCACUGCCGGCCAUAGCCACGAAGGCCACCAGGAAGGCGGCGCGGUUCUGGAAGCCGCAGUGGUUUCGCGGCGGGGAGCUCGGCCAGAACGGCAGCUCCCCGCCAGGGGGCCUCGCCGGAGGCUCCGUCGGGAGUCGCCGGCAGGCCGGCCCGCCGGGCGGCUGCCUCGACGGACUGCGCGCGCUGCUCCCCGCCGGAUACGCGCCAAGCGCGGGAGGCGGCGCAGCCACCUGCAGCGGCGCGGUCGAGGCCGGCGGCGGCGGCCCCGGUCCUGAGGAGCCCGAGGCGCACUCUGGCGAGUACGUGGAGUUCGCCAUCGGCGACAAGCGGCGCCGCCCGCGCUGGGGCGUGCCUGUCCGCUUCGACAUCAGGAAGCUGGUCGCCGAGAACGUGGAGCUGUGGAUCCUGGACCUCCUCACCGUGGACGCCCACAGGUCUGCGGCCACGCUGGACUCCAAGAUACAGCUGCCGUACCUGCUGGUGGAGAGGGAGCGGCUGGAGAGGGGCGACCCGCGGCGAGCUGGCGCGGGCCUGGAGGAGAUAGGGUGGCCUGGCGACGGUGUCCACGGGGUGUACCUCGGCGAGCUGGUGUGGGUGCUGAUCGCAGAAGUUGUGCCGCUGGCCGUCGUCAGUGCCCCCUCCCGCCUGCUGAAGAACGCCUUGUUCGCAGCAGGCGUCGGCAUCCAGGACGUGACCAGGCGCCUCGGCGCCGGGGCGAUCGAGCUGGCGUACAACGCGGCUCACUACACCAGCGAAGUUCUGUCUCCUCAUCACGAGGAUGCCGCCGAGCUGCAGGACGCUUGUAGGAUCCACGUGCAUCUGAUCAAAGGUCGAAACAUGACCGUGAACGGUAAGCGCGUCAACGUGUCCGCGCAUUUGGAGCUGAACAGCGGUGCAGCUCCCACGCUGCGUCGCGGGUGCGCCUCCAGGCAACUGGACGACCUGCUGGCGUCCUCGGCCAGGAUUGUCUCGCUCGCGCGCGCCGACUCGGCCGUCCGGCUGUGGACGAAGUUCCCGAAGUGGGACGAGCAUUUCUACUUGGGCCCAGUGACGUCGAUAGAGAGGUGCACGCUGCGCAUCUCCUGCAUCGACAGCAGCGGCGGGGGUGUCUUCGGUCAGGUACUGCUACCCGUCAGCAGCUUCCGCAUCACCGACUCCUCCAUCGACCGCCAGGGCGACAUGGUCGGUUGGUUCCCCCUGGAGCCGACCAGCGGCACGAGGUGCACCGGGCAGCUCAAGCUAGGCCUCCGCGUCCUCGGUGCGGACAAGCUCGCCGGAUGGGACGCGUCCCCCGCAGCCAGCCGGGAGCCCCUGUCGGGGAGGCUGAGUUUCCGCAUCCCGGGCUUCAGCCGCAGGAGCGAGUGAUGCACAUUGGCGCCGAGUGUUUCUCACGGGGAGCCGUUUGUUGCCGAGGGCCAGUUGCAGUUACCUUUUGCGAGGGUGAUCAGCGGGCGGUGGGCAGUGUUCAGGCUACCUUUGGUCGGACCUCGGCAGGUGGCUCCAACUCGGUGAUCGUCUGGUCGCCGCCACGUCACCUCUGAGGCGUUAGCUUUCAGUUGUUCAUCCGUAGUUCGUCUCCCAGGCCGCACCUCGUCGCAGUGGCUCGAUUAUUGGUUGCAGCGCCCCAGCAAUCACCCUUCAUUUAGCACAUGCAGCAACCCCAGGCCACCACAGCCUCUUGGCCCUUUUUCGAGAAUGCCCUAUAUGGUCCUCCUGUGGCAUCCGGGUGGCGGGCCGUAUUUUUCACCGUUGUUUCACCGCUCCCCAGUUUGAAGAAAAUGUUUGGCCAUCGGUUCGUGGUUCGAUACGGUUGCCACGGAAAAGAAGAAACAUUUCGGUGAUGGCGAUCACGGACCGCCGAUGCUGACAUGUGGGUUCUCCACGAAUCCAGCCAUGGAGGCAAGACCACGCGACGUG
Molecule: messenger RNA, 2790 nt
Organism: Prorocentrum cordatum
Lineage: Eukaryota; Dinophyceae; Prorocentrales; Prorocentraceae
Source: the annotation of a GenBank genome assembly